Daphnia pulicaria is the source of this 1505-nucleotide messenger RNA. RefSeq lists its product as uncharacterized. The transcript has 6 exons. Lineage: Eukaryota; Metazoa; Arthropoda; Branchiopoda; Diplostraca; Daphniidae. The record is from RefSeq and is a predicted model, not a curated record. Bases 158 to 1057 code for a protein of 299 amino acids.
GUUACAAUCAGAAUCAGUCGUACUGCGCUGCGUUUGACAAGAGUCGUGAGUGAGAAAUUUAGAAUAUUGUUUUCAAUACCAGAUUGGACGUCACAGUCAAGUUCCUUUAUUCCCAUUUAAUUUUAUUGCUGAAUUCAUUAGUUCAUCAUCGGACACGAUGAAACGUGCAGCAAAUUGCUUGUUUGCGGGAUUUGUUGUCCUAGCCCUUGGUUCUAUUGUUUCUGGUAUGGAAAACAAUAUUAUCAUUUCCAAGGGUUACGUCAGCAAGCUUUGCAUUGAUCGCUGUCAAUCAUCGGAAACAGAAUUGGUUGAGGAUUGUGAAAGGGGCUGCCGCUUUUUUGAAUAUGCUGAAACAGCAGACCUGGUGGAUUUUAAUGAAACUGCAUUCCAUCUUCUGUGUGUGAGCAAUUGCAAUGAAGCCUAUGUUGUUGAAAAAAAUCGUGGUGUCUGUGUUUCUGGUUGCAAUUUUGCCAAAAAAGAAGUUGACAAUAUCAUGGAGAUGAGUCACCACCUGCUAGAAGAGGCUGAAAAGCAGAUGAAUUUCCUAAAUUCAAUCAUUGGUAUGGUUUCCUCCACCUUCUGGUCCACAGAGGACAAUGAGAAUGAUGUUCCUAAAGAUCUCCAACAACAUUCGCGCGUCUCUGGUCAACUUUUGGACCUUUUAGGUGACAUCCCUACCCGCGGAAAUAAACUGGAUGACAAGUUUUCUGCAGGAGAUGUGGAAAUUAUUAACUUGAUGGGAGAUGAUAUGUCAUCCGUUGACCCAGCCGAAAUGACUCUCUGCGCCACUCGCUUGUGGCUACAUCGUCUAUCCUUUAUCCUGAUCGUGAUGGGAUCAAUUUCCUUGCUAUUUAUUAGCAUUUUCUAUUUGCUUGCCUUCAUGAAACACAAGAAAUCCAAGGAAAUUCAAGAAACCACCGAUGAUACCGGAGAUUUGACCAGUUUAAAUCCUCCUAGUUAUGAAACAUUGAUCAAGAGCGGGUACAUCGUGGAAGCCGACAACUACAUGGCUCCUCCUCUCAACGACGAGAAAAAGGAAAAAAUAUUCGCGGCUUGAACGUGAUUGUAUUAUCACUCUAUUCCUUUUCGUGCCGCAGAUUUUUUUUUCUUUCGGUUUUGAAAAACAUUCGUAUCCUAUUAUUAAAGAUAUAAAAAAAAAGCCAUUCUUCGUCUGACCUUAUGGGACGGCGCCAUUUAUUCAUUGAUUUCUUUCGUGUUAGUCAAUUUUUUCACGCUUCAAUUACACUGCGCUUUUUUUUCUUCUUCAGUUACUUGGAUGGGAAGUCUUGUCGAAGUCCGCCAAGUUUUCACUUUAGUCUUGACUUUUUGUCCGGUACAUCAACAAACAAAUAAAUAUACAAUCCUUCUUUCUUAUCCUUUAUAGUAAGAUUUGGCUACUAGGUGAACAGUGUAAGGUUCUGUGAUUCACUUCGUGUUCCGUCUGAUUGGGGAUUUUUUUUAUCGUGGUUAUUGUUUUAAAAGAAAUAUACCGGAUAACGAUAUCA